AUGACAAAAAUCAAGGUGAAAACUCCGCUUGUGGAGAUGGACGGAGAUGAACAAACCCGGAUCAUUUGGCAACUGAUUCGCGAAAAACUGAUUAUUCCAUUCUUGGAUGUCGAUUUACUGUACUACGAUCUUUCAAUUGAAAACCGGGACGCUACAGAUGACAAAGUCACAACAGAUUCGGCACUUGCCACCCAGAAAUACGGCGUGGCGGUCAAGUGCGCUACCAUCACGCCUGAUGAAGCUCGUGUGGAAGAAUUUAAGCUCAAAAAAAUGUGGAAAUCGCCCAACGGCACAAUCCGAAAUAUCUUAGGAGGAACCGUGUUUAGAGAACCGAUAGUAAUCCCUAAAAUACCAAGGCUUGUGUCCAAAUGGUCAAAACCAAUAGUGAUAGGUAGGCACGCUUUUGGGGACCAGUAUAAAGCCACUGAUGUCGUGAUUCCCGGUGAGGGUGAGCUGAAAUUGGUUUUCAAGUCCAAAAACGGUGACCACGAUUUGGAUUUCAACGUUUUCAACUUCCCUACGACGGGCGGAGUAGCAAUGGCAAUGUACAAUACCACAGAAUCCAUUGAAGGCUUUGCGCGGGCCAGUUUUGAGCUGGCUUUGCAACGCAAAAUGCCGCUCUAUUCUACUACCAAAAACACGAUUCUAAAGAGCUACGAUGGUAGGUUCAAGGACAUUUUCGAAGGUAUGUACGCCAGGGAUUACGAAUCGAAAUUUACGGAGCUAGGAAUAUGGUAUGAACACCGGCUUAUUGAUGAUAUGGUAGCACAAAUGCUCAAAUCAUCAGGCGGAUUUAUUAUCGCUAUGAAAAACUACGAUGGGGACGUGCAAUCAGAUAUUGUCGCACAGGGAUUCGGUUCUUUAGGUUUGAUGACCUCUGUGCUUGUGACACCUGAUGGUAAGACAUUCGAAAGCGAAGCUGCACACGGCACGGUCACAAGGCAUUAUCGGUUAUACCAGCAAGGUAAAGAAACCUCAACGAACUCGAUAGCUUCAAUUUUCGCGUGGACCAGAGGUCUUAUCCAGAGGGGAAAGCUAGAUGCAACUCCUGACGUUAUCAAGUUUGCAGAAACGUUAGAGAAAGCUACAAUAGACACUGUGCAGGAAGACAACAUCAUGACCAAGGAUUUGGCAUUGAUGGUUGGAAAAACUGACCGCUCGAGCUACGUCACGACUGAAGAGUUUAUUGACGCAGUCGAGCGGCGCCUUAGUGGUGGCUUUCUUGCGCCCUCAUAA
Molecule: messenger RNA, 1236 nt
Organism: Lachancea lanzarotensis
Lineage: Eukaryota; Fungi; Ascomycota; Saccharomycetes; Saccharomycetales; Saccharomycetaceae
Gene: IDP3
Product: LALA0S03e09274g1_1
Exons: 1
Coding region: 1-1236 (411 amino acids)
Biological process (GO): isocitrate metabolic process
Cellular component (GO): mitochondrion
Molecular function (GO): magnesium ion binding; NAD binding; isocitrate dehydrogenase (NADP+) activity
Source: RefSeq, a predicted model, not a curated record